GCACUGCUCUUUUCGUUCCAAAAAAAAGAACUAAAAUUUGAAUUUCCCGCUGAGCAGAGUUCACACAAUGACCCCCGCCUGUUUAAACAAAGAGGCAGACGACAAUGGCGACACGUGUCAGCUGCUAGACAUUACAUUUAUACCUUUGAGAAAUGAUUUUAUUGAAGAAUGAAAAAAAAAAAAAAGCUGGGGUCUUGUGGGGUCACGAGAAGACAGUGUGUACAUCUAGACACAUCUGUGUGUUGACACAUGGAACACAGCGUGUUGUCAACACUACGUGGAGUGUUAUGUGCCGGUGAAAACAUUUCUUGAAAUUGUGUUUCAUCGCAAGAUUUUGAUAUGACUUUGUGUAUAGGGGAAAAAAUUCUCAAAUUGUUCAUGUAGUAAAAAUUCUGUUUGGUUUGAUGUACAGACUACAGGCUGUGAAUUGUGUAAUUUUUAAAUGACUUUUAUGCGUGUGUGUGGAAAUAUUUUGCUCAUUCAAGGCAUUGUCUUCGAGUUUAAGAUUAACGAAGUGCAGUAUUUCACGUGGAUACACAGACCCACAUCUGACCUACUUAUUUUGUUACAUCUCAAGUAGACAAUCAUUAACUGCUACUAAAUACAAAACCUGAUUUCCUUUUCAUACAAAGGUCGUAGAUAAAAAUGGAGAGAGCUUUAACAUCCUACAACAUGUCACAUCAAAGCCCUAAGCAAAGAUAUGCAGUGAGUCCCGUAGCCACGGUGGCAUACAUCCGCUCACAAAUGAGGGGAAACAAAUCUAAACAAGAUCCCGCGAAAAAUGUCUGGAAGCAAAAUUUAAGCGGACGUCAGCAGAAUAUAAAUAGCCGUGAUAGAAUCGAUUCAAGAAAUGGAUUAGUGAAUGAGUUAUCGAUCCCGGCAAUGGAUGAAACCAAUCCUGUGUUUGGAAUCGACGCCAGCAGAUGUCCAGUAUUUGAAAGAAAACUUCCCAACUCCGGAAAAAGUAAGGAUUAUAGGUUAAACGAUCUUGACCGAGAGGAGACAGCUACGGGAGAUGUUUAUAAAUCCCAGUCUCAUGGGUCCUAUAACUCACAAACAGUAAAUCAAGACUCACCGAACAAUAUAAAACAGAGAAAAAUUUCUGACGCUCAAAUUGACGGCUUAAAAGAAACAGAAGCACUACAAAAGGUGAACAAAUCUGAGACAAAGGAAUUUGUUCAAAAUUGUAGAAUUCAAGAAGCGUCUUCUGCCCAACAACGCAUGGCAACCAAUCGUUCGGCUGAAUACAGGGAACGCCAAGCAAGCGUUAGAUUCAAUAAAAUCACUGCACAACUAAAACAUAUCUUUAGCCAUAGAAAUCAACCUUCCAACAAAGUGACAGACAAUGAAAAAAGAAAUUCAACUUACGGACACUUUGAUGGUACGUUAGUCCCUAGAAGCCAACAAGUUUAUCCAGGAAUUCCUCCUGGAGACCCAACUGCAAACCAAACGCAUCUUCCGCGUUCUUCUUUGGAGGUACAGGAAGUCACCAGAGAGACGUAUUAUCCUGAUGCUAAGCGUAUUAAAAUUGAACCGGAAAUCUCCCACGAAGAGGUGCAGCUACGUCGCUUUAGUCAGCCUUUAGGCCAGCAGUUACAUUCUUGGAAAGACAACACAAAAUCGGAUUGGUGUGAUCCUCAAAAAGAACCAAGCCGAAGAUGGAUAAUGAAAAAGGAUGCAGCGCAACAACGAACUGUUGCUAAGGACGAAUAUGGCCAAGUUCAAAGGUCAACUUUGAGACGAGAUGGUGCAGAGGGAGGCACUUUACGAAGCAACAAAUCAACCCAUCCAGCUAGACCUAACACUGAUGCUCUUCCACCUGUACAACCUGCAUCUGGUGUUGGAAGAAUGCCGAAAUCUGAAUCUCUCACUUGGGAUCCAGGACAAACUGCCCUGACGUCUACACCUAUGAAACCCCUACCAGUUCAAGCUGCACCUUCCGUCACCACAGAGAGCCAGAGUACAAAACUUAGUGCCGACCAGCGUGGCAGACCAGCAGAUCACAUUGUAAGAUACGAGAACAAGAAGGUCACUUUAACACAGGCUGCAUCAAAACCACCCAUCUGUGUCUCAAACUCGGGCAAGGUAAAAAUAACCAAAAUAUGUAAAGACGAAAACAACUACACUCCAGAUCCCCUGCUGCCCAGACUAAGAACCGCCCUGUCUAAUGCAUACACACAGUUUCAGAGAAGGGCGAGAAACCCAACGAUCCAUCUACCUAAUUCUGUGCCAGCUGAGUUUGGAAGAACUAAACUUCAGAGUAAAGAAAAGUUAAAACCAGUCAAUUUAUUUCCAGAUCUACAUGUACAGGGUUCUGCCACUACACAAAGUGAUAGAUUUGAACAAUCGAAUGCAGAGACCCAUUCUCGCGAGGCGAACAAAUUUGGAAGCAAAGAAGAAUGUAAACCAAAAGCAAUCUUGCUAAGCAGAAGCAAUGUACCACAAUUAUCUACAAAUAGACAGCAAUUAUUGUCAGGAUCCAUAGCUGAAAGACACUUCAAGACAUAUCAUGGGGAUAGUCUACGGACUAAAAUGGUCAAUGCCGUGAAGAAACAAUCUUACAUCGAGGCUGGACAUUCAGAGGCUGGACGGUCAAAUCGCUUGCCUUCACCUCAGAGACAUAGAGCUUCACUGCCUCUUGGCAACAAGACAUCUGCUCGUGUCAGACACGCCAAGUCUGUGGACAUUGCUGCAAUUUACAGUCAGCUCCCUCGCAGUACAAGAAAAUCCAGCGACCUUGACUCGCUUAAAGAAAAUCGACAUCGAGCUCAAUUAGAACAACAGACUCGUCAGCCAGAUAUUCCGGAAAGCAACGAAACUACUGGUAAUGGCUAUAGUUCUCACGAGAAACAGACGCCAAAUGAUGGCAAAUACAAAUUUUCUCUAAAUGACUAUUCUUCUUAUCAAAACGAAGAAUUCAGACCUGGAAUGGAGUUUCUUAAAGACCUGGAGAACACUUACGGAGAUAGCGGAAGCCCACUGAACGCGAUUACAAGACAAUCUCCGCUUUAUGUGAGAAUCAACCCACAAAACAAUAAUCCUGAUCGACGCAAAAGUUUACCACUUUCCAAUUUACAAACUACGCAGCGGCCAGACUCUCAUCUCUUACUCCCGUCUGCUCUCAAGAGGUCAAGUGAAUAUCUCAAAAGGUCAAGUGAAUACUUUAAUACAGGUAUAAGCAACGUUUCGAACCAGUCGAUCGCAUUGCAUAAAGCAACGCCGUUGAACAUCCCAAAAGAUUCGGUGAGUGCACCAAACUAUGACUUUAAAGGCUCUAAACAACAUGAGGUGACAGAAAACUCACAUUUGAAGCAUGCGCAAUCUGUCCGAUAUUUCCAAAGGCAGCAUCCAAUACGUGAUGCCUUACAUUCACAGCUAAACAUCAUCCAUGAGCAAAAUCUCCCUCAAACUUUUCAUGUCCAAAACAGUCCGACAGAUUUUAAAUCUUGUAAUGGCCCAAAUUCAUACCAAAAACCAGCGGACAAGGUUUCAACCUUCUCACCGUCCGCUCUUCAACUUGAAAAUGAAUGUUUCUAUGAAGCGGAUUCACAAACGUCUCGGGUGUGUGAGAAGGCUAGCGGACGUCUUGCAUCUCGCAAUGAUUUUCCCAAAGGGAUAUCCCAAAACCUGGACGGCAGCCUCCAUCAGAGUAAAUCUACAGUUCACUUGCUAUCUACGUCGAGGCAAACUUCCAGCGAAACUUUAUCUUCGGGCUACAGAUCUCUAGACAGAAAAGAGAAUCGUCGACGAAGUAAUCGACUUCCAAUGCUUACUACGGAAAACAAUGGCAGAAUCGAAGCCAACGAUUCUUCGAAUGACAGAGUGUUUGAAGGACCAAACUACGUCAAUAAGAUAGGUCCUUAUGACAUGCCAACUAAUCUCGUUGACGACCCGGGAAAAAAUAACGUCAAAACUUAUAAAUUUGAUUCCCGGGGAAAGACAAGAACAUCAGACUUUCAGUUUGAACGAACUGAGAACUAUAAGGAUAAAAAUGACUAUAUUAGCAGCACAAGACCAUACCGUGCAAGUCUUUCCACCUCGGUAUCUAACACUCGAAAGACGGCUAAUGAAAAUGUCGCUAAAACACAAAUGCACGAGAGUGCACUUCCGGUGAACUAUGAUGAGCUACCAAGGUCUAUAGACGUAAUAGUCACGGACCCAGCUUUUUCUAAGUUGGAAUCGGAUGAGUUGGCAUCUCCAUCGAUGGUCAGAAAGAAAGGAACACCAGGCAGGAACAGAAAUGUCUUCAAAGGAACUGUCCUCGUUUCCAUACUGGUAGAAAGUCACCCAAAACUAUUCACUGACCGAGCGUCGGCGUGCGAAUUGGGCAGGAAACUGUUUAGGGAAGGCCAUAUUCGCAGUAUAUUUGGCGCUAAUGUGUUUGAAGAUUCUGCUCAGCUCUAUGUCUGGACAGAAGACUGUGGAAAUAAAAAUGAAGGUUCUCACACUAUGACUGGCAGCAAUGAAAAUAUCAACUCAGGAUCUAACAGUACCCCAUCUCAUAGGAAGGCAGAGUAUCAGUUGAUAGAGGAGAUCAAAGAAAAAGUUCUCAAUAGAAGCGAGGCUUACAAUAUUGUUACCUCCUAUAAUUCCUUCUUCCAGGAGCUUGAGCAAGAUUUUGGUUUGAGUGCUGGCUCGAGGAGCCAAUAUUCUUCUGGAAGUGAUGGCCAAGUUGGUCAGUCUAGUCAAACACCCUACACCAGCACAUUAGAGCAUAAAAAAAGUCACAUAUAUUCCACUGACAGCUCACUGGAGGCUCAGAGCAGCUCAAGGCAACCUAGAGAUGCUGCUAAAACACAAGAGCAGAAAUUACCCUCUCGGGGCCAGUUUCAUGAGAAAGACAUAUCUCCAGAAUCAGCUUCAGCUAUUAGCUUAAAUCAUUCCCCUUCUCAACAGUCUACAAUAAAAAAAGACACACAUACCUCUGAGCAUCCGCUGAUGGGCCAGGACCCAUUAAGUAGUGGCAGACUUUCUUCUUUCCAACAUAAACGAUUUCAAUCAAGAACUAAUCCACAGUCUGGUGGUAAAAUGAUUCCAGAAGAAAUUGCCUCUUCAUCUAAAGACUCUCAGAUGAACACAGUGUCUCCAGUUGCUGCCAUAGACUAUGAUACUGGUUCCAACCAACAGAGCACCCUAAGUAGUCAAAUGUCAUCUCUUGCUCCAGAGAGUUUAGAUCAUAACAUUGUUUCUCAUUCCAGCAGCAGUGACCCUGCACUGCCCAGGAACACUGAAGUUUACCCCCAAAAACAAAAUCAAUCUCCCGGAACAAGAUGGGUGGAUUCGAACUUAGCCAGCACCUCAGAGCUUUCCCAGUCCAGUUCUGGAAAACCAGUAGCAAAAGAAGAGGUGCCACCAAAAAGAGCUCUGUGGGGUGAUAAUGAUGGCUUUGAGAGAAGUCGCCCUUGGCCAGAGAACACUUAUUCCUAUUCAGACAAUGAGAAACAGCUCCUGGAAGAGAUGAGGAGAAUGAAGAAAGAGCACCAGACCACUCUCAGAACAUAUGAAAGCCGCAUCAACAAACUUAUGGCCAAGAUGCAUGAGCUUCGAAAUAUUGCAGAAAUGCUGGAGAACAGUUCCAGUAAAUCCUCACCAUAUGGAGUUCUUCCUGGGAAACUAGCUCUUCUCAACAUCCUGGCUGAUAAAGAUCUGGAUGUCAAGAAACUCACUCCUGUAUCAGAAGUGGAGCAAGUGCCUCCUCCACUGCCACCUCGUCCAGGGAGAGGUACCAGAGUCUAUCCAAACAAGCCGAUAAUGCAUACAGGUGUAUCAUUGAGGCCUCUUCCCUGGUCUAGGAUAAUACUUGAAGAGAAUGGGGAGUUAACUAAUACAAUAUGGCAUGGAAUGAUAGAACCAAAGUUUGACACAGGGGAACUAGAAAGAAUGUUUUCAGGCAAUGAGAACAGCAAAGCAGACAAAAGUCUUUAUGAUGACAUCUGUAUGUUGCGUGGAAGAACAAAAUCAUUGGUGUCUAUGUAUGACACAGACAGAUGUCAGAGAAUGAUUUCUGAAAUGAAGUCUCUACGCUGCUCCCUAGCUGACAUUGUCCAAGCUUUCACAACUCUAGACUGUAGUGAUCUACACAUUGACAGUUUUGCUGAGCUCUUGGAACUGUUGUCCUCCCAGAAAGAGUUGGACAAGAUCCAGCAUCAUGUGAGACGUAAAGGAGCUGGCCAGUUGGAAGCUCCAGAUUAUCUGGUGUGUGAGUUAUCCAAAGUGGAACACUACAGAGAAAGAUUAGAAUUUUUGAGAUUUAAAAAUAAACUUCAGAUUAAUUUAUUUGAAAUAGAUCAACAAUUAAGAGAGCUACACACAGCCUGUGAUGAAAUUACCACAAGUCUUUCCCUUAAACAUGUCUUAGAGACAGUAUUAUCCGUUGGAAACUACAUGAAUGCUGGCACAGAAAGAGGACAAGCCGAUGGUUUUAAAAUUGAUGUCCUCAAUUCAUUAAAAGAAAUGCAAGAUUUGUCUAAACAUGGAAAUCUUCUUGACCUAAUAAUGAGGACAUACUGUCUCAUCUUUGAAUCUGAUAUGGACUUUGGCUGCCCCACCAAGUUUCAUUUACCAGAACCUUCCAACAUGAGGCAUGCAGCCCAGGUGUCAUUUGAAGAUAUCCAGAGAGCACUAAAGGAACUGAAAGAGGAACUCUUCUUUGUCAAAAAUAAUCUGGAUUCUUUGUCAAAAAGAGAAGGAAAUGCUAUGACACUAAAGAUAACCAGCGAUAAUUUCCUUACCUCUGCACUGGAAGUUUUAGCUGAGGAACAGAAGCUCAUGGAAAAAACAAAAGUGCAUUUCUUGAAGACUGCUUCAUACUUUAGUCAUGAAAACCAAAGAUCAUCUCCACAAGAAUUUUUCCAGAUUUGGGCUUCAUUUCUCCACGACUGCAAGUAUUAUUGGAAGCUUGCACACAGAAAUUUAGCUAAAGUUAAAUUUAAUGCAGAGCUUGCAACCAAAAGUCAAAUGUCCACCUCCUCAGUGGCAGGAGUCCACAAACUCAAGUCAGUAAUUGUCCAACAGAUGCAGAUAUCCCAGGAUGACAGUGAACUUCAAAGCAGCAAAGCCCAGCAGAUGCAGCAUAUCAACUCUUGGAUAGAAUCUAUUGGAAAGUAUGCUGGCCACAUGGAGGUUGAGAGUUUUGUCAACAUACAGCCUGAAGACAGCCAUCAGGGUCCAGAUUAUUUCCCAAAACAAAGCAGAGCUGGAAAAUCUUCUGGUGUGGAAGGGACAUCACCACCCUAUAUAAAUCAAGCAUUGCAUGUUGAUAAAACCAAUCCUUUCCAUUCUAAUCAAGGCAGACAUGGGGCUGGAGAUAUAAAACCUUCCGAUGCUUACAAUGGCAGGGAGUCACCCAAACCGAUGAAAGCAACUCCGCCGAAUGUUAUAAAACCUAAACCUUUAGUCCAAGCCAGCCCCACAUCUUCUCCCUCACCCAGCGCCACCCACCUCACUCAGCCAUUAUCUUUAGUGCCAUAUCAGCAGCAGUUCCCUGUUGACAAUAACAAUAACAGAAAUAAACAAAGCCACAAGGAAGAUUCUAGUUUGGAGCCCUUGUAUGAAAGUCUACCUUCUGAACACAAAGGUAAAAACCAAUCCCUGACUCAGUACCCUCCUGUCUCUGAUGCAUCUAGUUUUAGUCCUUCUUUACAUAGCCCAGAAUCUGAACAAAAUCAAAAGAAAAAUAGCAAGUUCUUCAAAGCUCUUUUAAAACGUGACCAUCAUAAGAAGUCUCCUGAUGACAUUCCACCAAGCUCUCAGUCACCUUCAAAGCAUGGGGUUGUCCAAGCUCCAAAACACAAACUGCGCACCACUCUUCUCAACAAAAUAUCAGGCAGCGGGCAAUCUAAAAAGGCUGGCGGUGAUUCCCAAAGGACACAGCCAUCGACAGAUGAGAAAGAUUCACCUCCAAAGCCAUCGAGAAGCUUUCAGCAUGACCUCCACCUUGCUGCUCCUGCAUUAUCCAGUCGAGAGACUGAGUUGACAAUAAAUGAAGAAAAGAUUAUUAAUAACUAUUACAAUUAUGUUCCCCCAGAAAUCUCCAAAAGUUCAGAGAUGCCACCUCCAUUACCCUAUAGACCUGAGAACUUGCAUGAAAUUGCUUCAAGUCAGGAUGAAAAUAAUGGUCAUUAUAAAACUGAUAGUCAAGACAACAGGGCUGGAAUACAUCAACCCAAUCAACCUUCCCAGAGUAGGAAAACUAAUGCUAUUUCAGAUUCAGCUCAUUCUGGUAAAAUUAGGUCACGUGCCCCCAUUGCCUUGGGAAGCAACAUGAGCAUUUCUGAUGCUUACAACAAACUAGAUUCUGGACAACCCAGUUUAUUCGCACAGCCCUACCUCCUAGUACCAUCAAUGGGGGGAAAGGAAAAAAGUGAAUCUAGCUCAAGUAACACUCUAACUGGAGCAUCUGGAAGCUAUGAUUCUAAAUGGGUCAAGGCCAACCCUGUGCCAGUGUAUAAGGCAAAGCUGAUUCCAAAUUAUGAAAACCAGACCAAAUUAGAUCCAAGAUUGGAUGUUGGUGUCAGAGGUCAGGCAGAGCCAGCAGUUCCAGCUAUGCAGGACUACUACAGAAAAGAGCUGCAGAAGAAGAGUGAGCAGUAUGUGGGUGUAGGAAGUCAUCCAGCUCCUGGUCUGCAAAACUUGGGACUCCCUGAGAACAAUGCAAACAGAGACCAGAAUUAUUCUGACAUGUCGGUUAGAGGCAACCAAUUUCAUGCUUCCCCUGUCAUUCUUGCCAAAGAUUCCAUGCCUUCUAGUAACUCACAUGAGAAUAACUCCAACUAUAAGCAGACAACUGCCUUUAGUCAUCAAAUGAUCAACUCUACUAGUCAGAAUAUGAAAAUUUAUCCAGAAUAUAGUGAAAGGUUGGGGCCAUCACACACACAUAAAGAGCAUGGUAGAGCCAAUUGGGAAGAUGGAGACUUCAUCAAGAAGCCUCCUGGAUGGAGAGCAUCUGAGAAGUCCACUAACAUCUACCCUGAAGAAGGAAACAGAAAACAUCAGGAGCGGAAGUCACAGCGGAGCUCCAGUGCUCAUAACAUGUUAGACAGAGAUUAUGAAACUAGUAAACCAAUGAGGCAGGCUCAGUCUGCCAAAAUGGAUGGACCCAGGGGUAGGGUUUCUAGGAGAGAUAUGAUGGACAAAAAGAUGACACCAACAUCUCACAGAGAUCAAGGUGACGUCAAGCCAUCUGUCACUUCCUUAAUAGACAGAUUUGAAAAAAAACCUGAUGGCCUUCAGCCAGGCCUGCUGGAUGAUGACAAACCUCCAUCAAUGACCUCAACUCCUGUUGCCCGCAGGAAAACCCACAACAACAAUUCAGCUUUUAAUGACAGACCUUUGGCCAACAAUCGAGCAUUCAGUGAAGGCAGGUCACGAUCAACUGGAAGAGAUUUAGACAAUCAGCGAAAUACUCAUGAAAGAACAGAAAAUCAACAUCAAUCCUCUCAUCCAAGCAUGCCGCAUCAUCCACAAAUGCAAUAUUCCUCUAAGUCCCCACACCAAGCAGUGGCACCAUUUUUAGUGCAUCCUUCAUCCUCAGGCUUUUCUCAGUCAUCAGUCAAUCACCAACAGAAAAGGACUGAUGGCUACAGCAUUAAUGACUGGAGAAGCAAGAAUGGCAGCAACUACCCAGAGUGUGUUGAUUUAUGGCACCAAUCUUACAACCCCAGCGUGGGCCACAACCAAAGAGAUAAUCUCAGCACCAGUGUUAAUGCCAAAUACAUCCAGUCCGUAGAUCAGUCAGCCAAUGCUUUCAAUAACCAAACUUCCAGUAAAGAACGGGGAAAUCACUUCCAUGACAAGGCCUCAUCAGACCGCAGCAGAGCCAGCAAGAGUUCUUCUCAUAAUUUCCAGACUCCACAAAACAACCAGUCUGCAGGGACCAGUCUUUCCAGCCAACCUUACCCACAAUUCUCCAAUGUCCUACACAAGCCAGAACCACUGUAUCCUAAUGCUCAGCAAGACUCUCACAGCCCUCAGCAUAAUUAUGACCAGCAUUCUUCCGCAAGACCUUUGACAAACAAUCAACCAGGAGCUAUGGAUCUUCAGCCACAUCAUCGAUCACCAUUUUCAAAUUAUAACAGUAUUCCUCAGCAGCAGUUGUCAUCUUAUUCCUCACAGUCCACAUCCCACCAGCAACAAAACUACAACAGUCCAACAAAUAAUCCUUCCGUGACUCCAUACAACAACAAUAACAUUUUGUCUCACAACAAUAACAAUAAACUAGGUCAGACCUCGGCUUUUGAACGCCCUUUAAAACCUGGCAGCUCAUAUACUCGACAGCCUGGUGCCUUGGCAGUGGUCAAGCCCACAGUGCUUCAUCUUUAAACAUUUAUGAAUAUCUAUUUAUGCCCACAAAGUAAAAAAAAAAAUAAAUUCCUAUAUUUGUUGUAGAGUUUUAAAAAAAAAUGCAACAUCUUCUGUCACAAAGAUAUUGAAACUGAUUUUCAUGUGGUUAUGAAAACAUAAUACAGACAGCAUUAAGAAAUAUUAUAUGAAUUUUAUUUUUGUUGUAAUUAGUUUGACAUAAUGCAUUUUUUUCUAUCUUAUGAACAUUUGUUUUGAAGACAUAAUAGCAAAGUAACAUUUUUGUAAAAUGUUUGACAUGUUUUGAAUGUACCUUUAGAGUUGAGGUUAAUCUGCAUUCUAGUCCAAACCUUCCACAGGACAAUGGUAUUGGGUAGAGUAUGAACCCAGGGCCAUUGUGAUGACCAAAUGACCAGGCAGCCAUCCAUCCAUGAAUUUACAAUCAUUCCAUUCUAUUUAGGGGGGCUCCAAAAAAUGCUACUGAACUGACCACAUGCAUUUACAGAAUAUUAGAUACUUAAUCGAAAAAAAUUGAAGUUAUUUUUUUUUUAAAUUCACAUUCAUACUAGGCUAAUCAAUGGACAAUGUUUUUAUUUUAAAAGUUCUCAUGUUUUUCGAGACUGUACAUUUACAUAACAUUUCAAAUAAUAUUGGUCAAGUUUGGGUUUCUUAUUUAAACAGUUUGGUUCAUUAUUUGUCAGGGAAUAUCAUCCCACCUCUCCUCUUAAAAAAAAUUAAGAUCUUCUCCAAAUGCAAUCAAAUUAGGGUGCAAGUGAUAAGAAGUUUUCACUUUACAAUACCUGUAAUAAUAACAAUGUUCUUAGAUAAAACAAAAAUAUUUGGAGUGAUUUCUUUUCAAGUGUAUUACAGAGAAAAUUUGUAACUGAGUGCUGUCAUUACAAGCUUUAGAAUAUUUUUGUUCCAAAACAUCAUCUGAAUAUUCUCUGAGUUGCUUGAAUAUUUAUUUUUGUUGCUAAUUUACACAAUUUUGAAAAAUAAGAUUAUGUACAAAGAUAAGUACCUUAAAAUCUUCUUAUGGUCAGUAGAAGGGAGAUUAUCAGCAUAAGAGUGAUAGAGUUGGUAAUGAAGGGCAUUCUUUCUUUUAAAUCGGCUGCAUUUCAAACAAAAAUAUGAAAUAGCUUUAUCCCUUCCAUAUAGAUCUGGACUAGAUGUUGUUUUUUUAACAGCUCUUCAUUUUUUCCUUGUGACAUCAGUUGUCUAGCUGUUUCAGCAUAUAAUCAAUCCAUGAAUAGUAUUAUAGAGGAAGGUUUGUUGAAGGUAUUUUACUUUUUCUAAUUUUGGUGAACAAAAGAACUAAGAAUUGUAUGGCAGUUUGUAUGACCCCAAAUGAAAAUUUGGUGAUUAAAUUUUUUUAUUAAAUUUAAUUAGAUUUGGGUUAUUCAAGUUUAUCACCUACAACUUACAUGAUACUACAUUGAAACUGGAUUGAUGUUUUUUUUUCGAACAUUAUUUACUUUCGUUAGAUCCAGAUUUUUAAUUUUUUUAUCUGUAAGCUGUGAUGAUAGUCAGAUUUAGCAUUCCAUUCAUUAAUGCCAUAAUAGAUAAAAAGAAAAUUUGUUAGUUGAUAUUUUGAUAUUUCUUAAUUCAAUGAAACAUAAUUCAGUAAUGACAAAUUUGUCUCUGUUAAACCAAAUACAUUGCUAAAUUGGUGGGAAAAAAAUAAAGGCUUUUCGUUAAACCCCUAAUUUAUAACUGACAGCAUGAAUUUAAAAUGAUUAUAACGGUAUGCGAUCUGUUGAUCUGUUUUGAUAAAUAUUUAUCUUGGCACAAAAUUCCAAUUUUUAUUUCCUGUCACCUAGGCUUAUGUUGUUGCAAAACAAAUUAAUGUAAAAAAAAAUAUUUUGUAUGCUAAUGAAAAUAUACAUUAGCAAUUUAAAUAAAAACACAUUUAUUGAUAUCUGGUUA
Molecule: messenger RNA, 12225 nt
Organism: Biomphalaria glabrata
Lineage: Eukaryota; Metazoa; Mollusca; Gastropoda; Planorbidae
Exons: 19
Coding region: 646-10320 (3224 amino acids)
Biological process (GO): intracellular signal transduction; cortical actin cytoskeleton organization; actin filament network formation
Cellular component (GO): cytoplasm; actin filament; cytoskeleton
Molecular function (GO): microtubule binding; actin filament binding
Source: RefSeq, a predicted model, not a curated record